Molecule: messenger RNA, 1904 nt
Organism: Hippocampus zosterae (dwarf seahorse)
Lineage: Eukaryota; Metazoa; Chordata; Actinopteri; Syngnathiformes; Syngnathidae
Product: zinc transporter 6-A-like
Biological process (GO): monoatomic cation transport; transmembrane transport
Cellular component (GO): membrane
Molecular function (GO): monoatomic cation transmembrane transporter activity
Source: RefSeq, a predicted model, not a curated record
AUGAGACACACGAAGAAGAAAAGGAAAAGGAAGAAGGAGGCUCUGACGCGCUCAGCGAUGGCCUCGAUGGACUCGCUGCUGCUGUCCACGUCCGAGGCGGCGCCGUCCUACCUCAGUACGGCCGACUAUUACCCCAGAAAAUUGGGGCCCAAGCCCGAUGUGGUUCCGACCGGCGUGACCGAGCGAAAGGUGGGCCCGCUGGACAAACCGGACAUGGUUGCGGUGGACGUCAUCAACGUCAGCGAACACGAAAUGCCCCCAAUGCACAAGAAGAAACAUGACACGUAUGUCCUGGGCACGAUCCAUCCCUUCAGGAAGACCCACAGGUCUUUACCUGGAAAACUCAUGCAAGAAUUGCGAUUGGUCACGUCUGACAGACGGUCCUGGAGGAUUCUGCUGUUUGGUUUCCUCAACCUGAUGUGCACCGCCUGUCUGCUGGUGUGGUGCAGCUCCACCAACAGCAUGGCUCUGACAGCCUACACCUACCUGACCAUCUUCGAGCUCUUCAGCUUGGUCACGUGUCUGAUCAGCUCCUGGGUGAGCAUGAAGAAGCCCAGCCAGGUCUUCUCCUUCGGGUUUGACCGUCUGGAGGUUUUGGCCGUUUUUGCGUCCACUGUGCUAGUCCAGCUGGGAGCCUUGUUCAUCCUCAAGGAGAGCUUCGAGCGCUUCAUGGAGCAGCCGGAGGUCCACACCGGCCGCCUGCUGGUGGGGACCUUUGUGGCUCUCCUCUUCAACCUGCUGACUCUCAUGUCGGUACGCAACAAACCCUUCGCCUGCGUGUCCCAAGCGGCCAGCAGCAGUUGGCUUCAGGAGCACGUCGCAGAUCUGAGCAGAAGUUUGUGCGGCGUGAUUCCCGGUCUGAGCGGCGUGUUGCUGCCUCGCAUGAACCCGUUUGUGCUCAUCAACCUGGCGGGGGCGCUGUCCCUCUGCGUCACCUACAUGCUCAUCGAGAUCAACGACUACAACAGCGUGGACACGGCGUCGGCGGUGGCCAUCGCCCUCAUGACCUUUGGCACCAUGUACCCCAUGAGCGUUUACAGUGGCAAAGUGCUGCUGCAGGCACUGCCCUCUCACGUCAUUGGUCAGUUGGACAAGCUGCUCCGCGAGGUGUCGACGCUUGACGGCGUGCUAGAAGUUCGCAACGAACAUUUCUGGACGCUGGGAUUCGGAUCGCUGGCGGGUUCGGCCCACGUGCGCAUCCGGCGGGACGCCAACGAGCAGCUGGUCCUGGCGCACGUCACCAAUCGUCUGCUGCUGGUGUCCACGCUGACCGUGCAGAUCUUCAAAGACGAUUGGACGCGGCCCCUUCUCACGGGGGCGCUCUCGCCCUCGACCGGCCCGCCUCCGAGGCCCGCCGUCGAAGGUUCCUCUUUGCCGCCCGCGCUGCUGGACUUGGACCCGCUGACAUCGACGCCCUCCAAGCCCAGCAGCCCGCCGCCCGAGUUCGCCUUCGACACGCCCGGGCGGAACGCUCAACCCGUUGUUGCUCACGGCGACCGCCUCACCCGGCACCAGCACAUCCACGGGCCCUACCGGGGUCUGGUCUACGCCGGGGCGCCGGGCUUAACCGCCCCGGCCGCCGCCCCCGCGAGCUUCCGUGUACCAGGACUGGGCGGCGGAUCCGGGCUCGGAGGGGCCGACUACAGAGCCUUGGGGAGCUCCGCCCAUCACUACAGACAUUACAGCCCCAAAUAAUUAGGCCGACAGCGCAUAUCAAGUACGUGCCCUGAUGGACCAAUCGGAACUCUUGAGGAAUUCUCCCAUUCCGCAGAAGUUUUUUUUGAAAACAUUUUUUUAUUUUUCAAUGUUGAUUUUCAAGAUGACAUUAUUGUUGUCAACUGCCAUUGAUUUUGUAAGUACGAAACAUUCCUCGCAAGAGGUAAUAAACCUUAUUUAAGGUUUCA